AUGGCAGACUUCGAGUACAACGCCAACCCGGGCCGGGUCAUCUUUGGCCGCGGCACCAUCAAGAAGCUCCCAGCCGAGCUGGAGCGCCAGAAGCUCUCGCGGCCACUGCUGCUCACCACCCCGGAGCAGGUCGGCCAGGGUGAGGACCUGAAGGCCGUGCUGGGCGGGAACGUCGCCGGUGUCUUCAGCAGGGCCACCAUGCACACGCCCACGGCCGUGACCGAGGAGGCGCUGGGGCACGCCCGGUCCGUCGAGGCCGACUGCGUGGUCUCCAUCGGAGGCGGGUCGACGAUCGGCCUGGGCAAGGCCAUCAGCAUCCGCACGGGGCUGCCGCACAUCUGCAUCCCGACGACGUAUGCGGGCAGCGAGAUGACGCCCAUCCUGGGCGAGACGGCCGACGGCGCCAAGACGACCCGCUCCGACCCCAAGAUCCUGCCGGGCACCGUCAUAUACGAUGUCGACCUGACCAUGACGCUGCCCGUAGGCAUGAGCGCCGUCAGCGGCGUCAACGCCAUUGCCCAUGCCGUCGAGGCCCUCUACGCCCGCAACACCAACCCCAUCGUCAACCUGCUUGCCGCCGAGGGCACCAAGGCGCUCGCCUCCUCCCUGCCCGCCAUCGUCGCCAACCCCUCCGACCCGGAGGCGAGGUCGAGAGCCCUCUACGGCGCCUGGCUGUGCGGGACGUGCCUCGGCAGCGUGGGCAUGUCGCUGCACCACAAGCUGUGCCACACGCUCGGGGGCAGCUUCGGCCUGCCACACGCCGAGACCCACACCGCCGUGCUGCCUCACGCGCUGGCGUACAAUGCGCCCCGCGUGCCAGAGGCGAUGGCGAAGCUGGCCGAGGCGUUGCCGGGCAGCAAUGGCGACGCAAUCCAGGGGCUGAAUCUCCUGCUCGAGAAGCUCAAGGUGAAGAGGGGCCUCAGGGACUUUGGGCUCAAGGAGGAGGAUGUCGACAGGGCGGCUGACAUCGCAGUUAGUAACCCGUACUGGAACCCGCGUGAAAUCGAGAGGGCGCCGGUGAGGGAGUUGAUCCGGAGGGUCUGGGCCGGCGAGCCCGCCAAGGCUGAUUUGUGA
Messenger RNA from Diaporthe citri, 1074 nucleotides. RefSeq lists its product as uncharacterized. The record is from RefSeq and is a predicted model, not a curated record. Gene Ontology annotation, cellular component: mitochondrion. Gene Ontology annotation, molecular function: alcohol dehydrogenase (NAD+) activity; 2-(3-amino-3-carboxypropyl)histidine synthase activity; metal ion binding. The coding region runs from base 1 to 1074 and encodes 357 amino acids. The transcript has a single exon. Gene Ontology annotation, biological process: protein histidyl modification to diphthamide. Lineage: Eukaryota; Fungi; Ascomycota; Sordariomycetes; Diaporthales; Diaporthaceae.